Coniophora puteana RWD-64-598 SS2 is the source of this 1205-nucleotide messenger RNA. RefSeq lists its product as uncharacterized. The transcript has 4 exons. Lineage: Eukaryota; Fungi; Basidiomycota; Agaricomycetes; Boletales; Coniophoraceae. The record is from RefSeq and is a predicted model, not a curated record. The coding region runs from base 99 to 1205 and encodes 368 amino acids.
GAGAUAGAGCUUGUGGUGGGCUCGAGGUAUGCGUUCACGAUCAACCCGUCUUGCACGCAGAUUAUCUGCCGAGAUCUCGACUCGACACGCUUGAACCGAUGAUCGUUCGCGAGAUUGCUGCCGGGUCCACUAUCAAGUUUCGGUCCAUCAAGCACUUCGAUGUCACGACGUACGCUCGACAUAGGAUCAGCCUUGUCAUUGUGGGACAGAACGAGAAGGAUCGCGGGGAGCCUCCCGCUGUUACCAGCCUUGUCAAGGUGGACAUACUCCGACUCAUAGAAGCGGACUACUGCGGUGCUACUGUCCACUUGGAGGAGCUCUACCAGCACACUGUGGUCUUGAAUAAUCUGAACAUAGUCCCUAAGCUGGAUGUUUCACCAAGCCCCAACGCACUCGUUGUUCAAUGGAGAAGAGGACCAAAAGCGCUCCUGUGGAAUAUUGACGACCUCAGCAGCGAACCAAUAACUCUCAUCCAUCAUUCCCAUGAACCUAAUGAUCAUGCUCCGUCGUAUAUCACCUGCCGAACGCACCUACUCUCCUUUCUCGAUUCAGGUGACAUGCCCUCACUAGAUGAAGUCAUCAUCACAGCAGCGCCACUUGACGAUGUUUUUACUUGUCGUUCGAUGCGUCCCACGGCUCGAGGGAUCAUACCUGGCGACCUUGCCAAGAUUCAGGUGCUGCGUGAUUCUGUUGUUGACACCAGGACAGGGGUCACCGAGGUGAUCCUAUCCGCCCAUGAAGCCGUGUUUCACUUUGACUUUGAAGAUUCCUACUUCGAUCAUAAUACCGUUGUUAUUCGACUGUGCAUUCCGUUCAUUCGAGCUGGUGACGCUCAAGCCAAUCUCAUUGUAGAGGUCCACCAUCUUCUGGCCCUUCCUCCCACUUCGCGAGAUGCCAUCAUCGGCUUAUCGUGGAACGGGUGCACGCGAUUGGCGGUAGCAUUCCCGGUUGGGGCUCACUCAGGUGAGGGAGAACCUGACGAGCGAGGGAAAACGCAGAUUAAAAUCGCGGAAGCAGAGUGGGACGAAGAAGCACAACAAGUCAGCUGCAGAGCUGCAGAGGAUGUUCUCGUAUAUGACGUAUCGAAAAAAGUCGAGGAGGGAAGAGCGAUGCUUAGGUUCUUUGAAAGCGAGAUUGGUUCGGGGAAGCUCAUCUUUGAGGACACUGUGCCUGUGCUAGGGAAGAACCUGGGUAUUACCACGUAA